Messenger RNA from Phlebotomus argentipes, 1477 nucleotides. Its product is annotated as protein YIF1B-B-like. Bases 188 to 1393 code for a protein of 401 amino acids. The transcript has 5 exons. Gene Ontology annotation, cellular component: endoplasmic reticulum-Golgi intermediate compartment; Golgi membrane; COPII-coated ER to Golgi transport vesicle. Lineage: Eukaryota; Metazoa; Arthropoda; Insecta; Diptera; Psychodidae. Gene Ontology annotation, biological process: endoplasmic reticulum to Golgi vesicle-mediated transport. The record is from RefSeq and is a predicted model, not a curated record.
UUUGCCGAUUGAGAAGCUCUGGCGUGAAGUGAGCUACGCGAAGAGUGGCUGCGGCGGCUGCGGUUUCCAGUGUCUGAAACAUUCAACGGCUGCGUCUUGACGUUUGAUCGGUGAUUUGGCGAUGACAACAUUUUGAGCGUAUUUUCCGGGAAAAUCUCUGUGAGAACGUGAAGAAAAGUGACCAAGAAUGAACUACAAUGCCAAUGCAAACGCCCGGCAGCGUAAGUUUGAGAAUUCUGCUGGCGGCGUCCGGAAGCCCAAGAGAGUGAGUGACACCAACGCCAUGGGACCAGCGGCUCCGUCAACCAGCGCUCAGUUCAUGUCAACUCCUCAGCAACAACCAGCCUUUGGGGCAGCGCCAGGCGGUGGAACUACACCAGGUUACGGUCCAUCCCAGGGAAUGCCUCAAAAUCUCCCCCAGCAGCAGUAUCCCAUGCCCCAGGGCUACGGAUUUGACCCCAAUGUGACGCCAAGCAAUUUCUCCCAAUAUCCGGGCAAUUAUGGGCAGAAUCCGCAGCAGAUGCCGCAGCAGCAGGUGCCUUUCGCUGGUGGUGCGCCCCAAGCGGGCCCUGGGGCCGGCUUCCAGGGACAGUUCUCGAUGCUGCAGCAGCCAAUUGUCCAAGACAUGGCGAUGCAGUAUGGCCAGAGGCUGGCGGAUCAGGGCAAGGAGCUGGUGAACAGGGAGUUCGAGAAGUACAUCCCCGUGACGCGGCUCAAGUACUACUUCGCCGUGGACAACAAGUACGUGAUCAACAAGCUGAGGCUCCUCUUCUUCCCCUUCACCCACUCCGACUGGUCGCUGAAGUACGACCAGGACAAUCCCGUGCAGCCCAGGUACGACAUCAACGCCCCAGAUCUGUACAUCCCCAUGAUGGCCUACAUCACCUACGUUGUCCUCGCCGGACUGGUGCUCGGGAUGCAGGAUCGCUUCUCACCGGAACAACUGGGCAUUCUGGCGUCCAGCGCUCUGGCUUACAGCCUCUUUGAGCUCAUCAUCUACUCAGUGACUCUCUAUGUGGCCAACAUCUCAACAUCGCUCAAGACGCUCGAUUUGCUGGCGUUUUCCGGAUACAAAUUCACCAUCAUCAAUUUCUGCCUCAUCGUCAGCAUUCUAUUCCGCAAGUCCGGCUACUAUGGCGCUCUGGCGUACAGCAGUUUCUCCCUGGCCUUCUUCCUGCUGCGCAACAUUAAGGCGAAGGUUCUGUCCAACACCCAAACUGCUCCGGCAACUUACGAUCCGUAUGGGAAUCAGCAGCAAUUCGACCAGACAAUGGGUCACAAGAGGAAGCUGUACUUCCUCCUACUGGUCGCCGCCCUCCAGCCGCUCCUGGCCUUCUGGCUCUCCUGGCAUUUAAUACCAAAUUCCUCGCCAGAGCUGUCAGGGUCGGUUUAGGACAUCUUUUCACUCACCAUUUGUCGUCUUUUUACUACCCUUGUUCUCGGAGAGCGAAUAUAAUUACAAAUUACACAAAUUACA